AUUAAUGGCGACCGGACGACUUGCUGAACCCUACAUACGUGUUUGAUAUUAUAGAAAAAUCAUUUUUGUAAUUGAUUUACAGUGUAAAGGACCCAAGUUAAUUGUAUAAUUUACUUAUAAAUAUACGCUGCAGACAUUUUACUGUGUUUUGUUGCCACAAAGUGUGUCGUAAAAGUGCCUAAAACUGCCAUCGUUUGACUUCGAAAGAACAUGGCGAGACUAACUAAAGUCUAUAAUACUGAAGAUGAUGAUUCUAGUUAUGUAGGCAGAAGGCAUUUGCCUUUGGUAGCAGGUGAUAAGCUAAUGAUGCUAAUGGACCUGAACAGCAAAGGACUUGUCAUUGACAGCCCACAAAUACGGGGUCGCGAACUGGAGGAGUUCUCACGUAAAUUCAAUCUGCUCUCGGAGUCGGAGCGAAAGCAAUCUCUUGAGAUUGACAGCAGCAGCUUUAUUUCGGUACUGAAUCAGUGCGUCCAAUGCGUUGGCUGCAGGCGACGGGUGGAACGUUUGUUCUAUCAGCUGACGGAAUCUGGACACCGUACACUUGAUCCGCUGGAGCUGCGUUCCACCUGCACGCUGGGUAUAACGGAAGAAAAAUUGAAAACUCCGCAAGCGCUCGGCACUCUGCUCUAUCGGCAUCACGAGGUUCUCAACAAUCUGCUGGAUAACAAGCUGCGAAACAAGACGCGCUGUGUUCUCCACUCGCUAGACACGUUCCGGGCCAAACCGUUCUCGGAGACGUGGCGCGAAGUAUGGUCGGCAAUGAGCAGAAACUGCCGCACUGAGGUAACCAUAAUUGAGACCAAGGAACUGCACGAAGUGCUCGACAAGUAUCUGAAGAAGCACAAGUUUUGUGCUGGUUGCCGGACAAAGAUCGAGCGUGCCUAUAAAAUACUCAUUGGCGAGGUAUCCACCAAGGAGAAGGGCUAUGCGGCGCAGCUGUAUGCGCACAUACGCAAGUGUGUGCCCGACGAGCACAUACAUGUGAGCAUGAACAAAAUCGAGUUCCUUGAUGCGCUCAUCAAACGUGCCGAGCCGGAGGUUAAUGGCAGCUACUCAAAAUUGCGCGAACGUCACGCCAAAACGCUGGAGAUCGCUCAGGAGGAGGUGCUCACAUGCGUCGGCAUGAUUAUGUACGAGCGCUUGCGUCGCAUUUAUGUUAGUUUGCGUGAGGAGGAGCGUGCCUGCCAAGUGCUGGCCGCUGUGGGUGUGCAUGCGCUCUGUCGCAGCUUUCAUGAGCGUGUGGAGAAGAAGCAGGGUAUUAGCAACUUGGAGUUGCUCUAUCAGGAGAUCAGUCGCGCUGAGAAGGCUAAGGAGCUGAAGCGUGAGCAGAAGAAGCUGAAAAAGAAGAAGAAGAAGGAUGAGAAAAAGAACAUGCAUCGUCUGUGUGACAACGAUAAUAACGCGAACGACGACGCAGCCGAAUCUGAUGACGAGGAGGAAGAGGAUGAUGUUGAUGAUGGCGUUAAUGCCGAGCUUGAGGCGGAGGCUGAGACUGAGACGGAACCGGAGCCUGUUGCUGAUAUAGAUGAUACAGUUGAUGAUGGCAUUGUUAUCCUCUGUGCAGACACAGAGCCAAAGCCGUCAACGCCAACGCCAAGUGACAAACCAACGAAAUCAAAAUCGAAAUCGAAAAAGCAACCGAAGAAAAAGAAGCAAAAACCUGCUAGCAAGAAAGCCAACAAGUUGUGUAAUUAUGAUCAUCUGGAGGACGUAGCCAGUUGCCAUGACUUGUCCAAGGCUGGUAAAUGCAACGACUGUCUGGCACCCAUGCCCAACUGUCCCUGCGAGCAGGAUGUGCGUGACUCUGGCUACGGUAGCGAUCCACCGACAUCGCACGCCAAUUCGCGCAUCUCCAGCACAAUCUCGUCGCCAGAAGGAUCUGAAGUUUCAUGUGCGGACGGUCUGUGCAAUCACGACGGACUGCUGCUGGACGAGGAGCACAGUUCCGUUGCCGAUGUGGCAGCUCGCAACAGCUAUGUGUCAGAUUUGCUCUACGGCCAACAAAUGCAAAUGGAUAAUAAGUUCUCAUUGCUGCAGAUGUGGGACGACUUUGACGACUACGAUAAAGACGAUGAAAACUGUUGUUACAUUCCCCAAGAGGUGGUGCUGGCUUAUCAAUACCAGCGCGAGCAAGUGCAACGUCAGCGCGAAAAGCUACGCGCAACAUUACGCCAAAAUUUUGAGCGUUUGUGCCUGCAGCGUGGCGUUCAUAUAGCCACCGUCAAUGCCAAUGCCACCUCUACUGGCCAUUAAUGCAUUAAACCGUUGAAGUUAUUCAGUCGCGCGUUGCGGUUUUUAAAAAUCCACGCGCAUGCAUUCAAAAUACAUACAUAUAAUUUUUUUGUUUUUUGAAAUAAAUGAAGUAUAAAAGUUA
This is a messenger RNA of Drosophila innubila, 2377 nucleotides long. RefSeq names its product gametogenetin-binding protein 2-like. NCBI's taxonomy places the organism in Eukaryota, Metazoa, Arthropoda, Insecta, Diptera, Drosophilidae. The record is from RefSeq and is a predicted model, not a curated record. Gene Ontology annotation, cellular component: cytoplasm; nucleus. The coding region runs from base 211 to 2256 and encodes 681 amino acids. The transcript has 4 exons.